Molecule: messenger RNA, 579 nt
Organism: Rotaria sp. Silwood1
Lineage: Eukaryota; Metazoa; Rotifera; Eurotatoria; Philodinida; Philodinidae
Source: the annotation of a GenBank genome assembly
AUGUCAUCAAAACGAACUCCAUCAAUUCUUGAAUAUUUUACAAAAAAAGUGAAAGACCAGGACUUAUCCCUUUCGGCUGAAGAUUCUAUAAAACAAAUGACUGAAAACUAUGAUCCAUCUUCAAAUCAAUUUAGACUUGAUAAGUCUGAGAAACCAUCAACCACAGACAAUUCAAUACCACCAUUAACAUCUACAACAAAUAACUCAGUAUUAUUAUCACCAACAAGAAAAAAUUAUACAAUAUCAUUAUCAACAAUAUCAACUACAAUUAAUUCAACAUCAUCAUCAGAACCAACAACAAACAUUUUUACAACAUCAUCACGAGCAGCAACAAAUAAUUUAAUAUUGUUUUCACCAACAAAAAGAAAAAAUAACUCAUCAUCAUCAUCACCAGAACCACCAACAAACAUUUCAACAUCAUCACGAGCAACAACAAAUAAUUUAAUAUUGUUUUCACCAACAAAAAGAAAAAAUAACUCAUCAUCAUCAUCACCAGAACCAACAACAAACAUUUCAACAACAUCAUCACGAGCAGCAACAAAUAAUUUAAUAUUGUUAUCACCAACAAAAAAAAAAUAA